Messenger RNA from Ostrinia nubilalis (European corn borer), 1561 nucleotides. RefSeq names its product calmodulin-like protein 4. Gene Ontology annotation, molecular function: calcium ion binding. The record is from RefSeq and is a predicted model, not a curated record. Lineage: Eukaryota; Metazoa; Arthropoda; Insecta; Lepidoptera; Crambidae. The transcript has 6 exons. Gene Ontology annotation, cellular component: myosin II complex. The coding region runs from base 110 to 559 and encodes 149 amino acids.
ACCACUUUUGCUCUAUGUAAUAAACAGGAAAACAAGAACAGUUCUCUGAUUACACGAAAACUCUCCGAACUUUUUUUGACCUAUUUCUUUCCUUUAUUUUCUAAAUAAAAUGGCGCGUUACUUCAAGGAACAAGACAUUGAUGAAUUUCGUGAAUGUUUCUACCUAUUCGCUAGAUCUGGCCAGAUCACGUCUCUGGACGAGCUGACGGUGGUGAUGCGGUCCCUCGGCAUGAGCCCUACGAUUCAGGAGUUGACCGGUUACCUAAAGGGCAAGGGAGGCAAGAUGUCCUUUGCUGACUUCCUGGAAGUCAUGCACAUUCAUUCCAGAGCUGAAAACCUGCCGAGUGAGGUAGUGAACGCCUUUAAAGCCGGCGACGGCGACAAGAAGGGCGUGAUCCCCGCGCGGCAACUCCGCAACUUGCUGCAGAACUGGGGCGAAGGCCUGUCGGCUAGAGAGGUGGACAACAUCUUCCGUGAAGCAAACGUGUCUAACAACGGUACGGUCAGAUACGAGGAUUUCGUCAAGAUCUCCUGCGCGCCGGUCCCUGAUUACUAUUAAUUAAAUAAUGCUAAUUAUCUUAAAAAUCCGCGCUUCUUAAUCUGUUAUAAAAUAUGCACUUUAUUUUACCACUAAAGGUAGUUGACACCAGAAAUAUCGUUUUCCAACACUUAUUUGAGACGCGCCCCCUUUUUUUUUCUUGGCUUUCGCGGUUUGCGUUUAGCCACAACGGUGACGCGCCGACGGUGAUUUUCGACCAUACAAAAAAUUUCGCGCUUCCACGAUUUAUUGGUCGUAUCGAGCAGUCUGGAAUGCAUUCUCUCAGCGGUCGCAGGUUUUUAAUACUUAAGUACACAGAUGGCCCGCGCCCCCCUUUAAAGGUCUUUGCGCCUCCCCUGUUGGGCGCGGCCCCCACUUUGGGAACCAAUGCACUAUAUUGGCGCCGACUAAUGAGGGCAAAAAAUAGCCCUCACAUGCUUUAGAAAAGCUCCUGUGUAGCCAGGAUCUACAGCUUGACUGCUAAUAAAAAUCCAACCAGAUUUAAAUUGGUUAAGUGUUAAUUUUAUUAAUUUUGAAUUUUGUACUAAACACAACACAUUAAAGUUAAAACCCAUCACAUUGUGUGGCAUCUACUGGGGUUUGUAUUUUAUGAGGCUUUCGUUGUAAAAACGUCUUUAUAAUCAUGACAAUAGAGAAUAUUAUUAUGCUUCUACUUCUUACUAUGGUAACUAUACCAUUAAAGCUACUGAGACAUUGGUGUAAAACUCCAUCAUUUUGAACAGACUUUUAAAAAGAUUGGUAUUUUUUACUGAGUUUAUAUAAAAACAUUCCAGAGUUUAUUGUAAAAGACUGAUUUGAUAAACAUUUUAUAACGCUAAUUUCCAGGUCCAAAUGCUUAAUAAGAUAAUUCUAAAAACUUGUAUGUAAAAAUUAUAUUAUUCUAUGCUAUUGUAAAAAUUAUUAAUGAAAUUAAUAAUAUUGUACCGUCCUAAAAUUCUCCUAAAUUAUUAUCUGUAUAUGGUGAAAGGUAUUGAAAUAAAAGUAUUUUAUUUAUUUUUCAAA